This is a messenger RNA of Pararge aegeria (speckled wood butterfly), 4932 nucleotides long. It is a transcript of the gene MED14, whose product is annotated as mediator of RNA polymerase II transcription subunit 14. The coding region runs from base 155 to 4342 and encodes 1395 amino acids. Gene Ontology annotation, biological process: regulation of transcription by RNA polymerase II. The record is from RefSeq and is a predicted model, not a curated record. The transcript is spliced from 24 exons. Gene Ontology annotation, cellular component: mediator complex; core mediator complex. Lineage: Eukaryota; Metazoa; Arthropoda; Insecta; Lepidoptera; Nymphalidae. Gene Ontology annotation, molecular function: transcription coregulator activity.
AGAAUUUUUACUAAGACUUCGUAGUUCGUAGCAGAAACGUUCUGCUUAGUAAAUAGUAAUAUAAAAAAUUGCAGUGAUCCAAAAGCUGAGUAUAAUGAAUUUUAAACUAGUGUUGAAUGGAUUUUAGAAUAGAGUUAUUGAUCAUUUGGUAAAUAUGGUGCCGGUCGUAAUUGAAGGCUGUACGCAAGGAACCGAAGGUGGUGGAGCUCGCGGUGGCUCUAUUUCACUAGGCUUGUUAAUAGAUUUCAUCGUACAAAGGACUUACGAUGAACUCACUGUAUUGGCAGAAUUGCUACCUCGUAAAACUGAUAUGGAGCGUAAGAUUGAAAUCUAUAAGUUCAGUGCCAGGACAAGACAGCUAUUUGUACGCUUAUUGGCUUUGGUCAAAUGGGCUAGCAGUGCCACAAAAGUUGAUAGAUCUGCUCAUAUUAUGGCUUUUCUGGACAAGCAAGCACUACUUUUUGUUGAAACUGCUGAUGUUCUGGCUCGUGUUGCUCGAGAGACGCUGGUCCAUGCAAGGUUGCCUACAUUUCACAUGGCAGCGGCUGUUGAGGUCCUUACUGUAGGUACAUACAGUCGUUUACCAGCUGUGAUACGUGAGAGACUUGUACCUCCACCAUCUCUAACACCUGCAGAACGCCGGACUACAUUACGUGCACUAGCUCAUGUAGUGCGACAGCGUCUUACAACUGCAUCAUUGCCAAGCGAUGUUAGAAACUUAAAGGUGGAAAAUGGAAGAGCAACAUUUAGUGUUGGUCAAGAAUUUAGUGUAUCUUUAACAGUAAUGGGUGACGCCCCAAAUGUGCCUUGGAGGUUAUUAGAUAUUGCUAUUCUUAUUCAAGAUAAUGAAACUGGAGAGGGAAAACCUUUGGUGCACACAUCGCAGUUAAACUGGCUGCGUGGCGUUGCACAAGCGCGGCUGGCUUCCGCUGGCCUCAGUGGAGCGCUUACAGCUCUUCGUUAUUUCUGUCGCUCCCUCUCCUUAGAACUGCUUUAUACCCAGACUUUACGCCUUUGUCGCGAUCGUCUGGCUCGCCAUCUUCAAGUAGACAGAUACAUACCUGGGCAGAAGUUGCAAGUUUCAUACUGGAGGGAGUUAGGAUGCGAGCUCGGGUAUCGUUUGAUCAUCGGUGCGGAAGGAGAGACGCUGUGUGUUUGGCACGUACCUGCGCUUGUGGGCGGAGAGAGAGUUGCGGCGGCGCUUACACCGCACGCUCCAUCCAUGGAGCGUCUGCUGGCGCACACCGUGCACGUGCGAUCGAGACAGCGCCUUAACGACCUCAAGGUUCUUCUUAACGAUUUAGGGGUCGAAUGCAGCGUAGGCGGAUGGCCGUGCGUUCUAGCAUGCUCUGUGGUGUGGCCGUGUUUGCGAGCAGAACAACUACUGGUAUCGGUGGGUGCGCAUGGUGGACGUUUGCGCGCGCGCGUGCCCGCAUACCCGCACACGCCGCGCAUGCCCGAACUAGCCGCCGCGCUCACUCACGCUAACCGAACGCAAGUGCGACAAUUUCUAACACAUCUACGGUUCUGGCUAGUAGCGCGUCGGUGUGAAAAAACUCUUCAACACUUGCCGGCGAGCGUGUGCGAACAUCUGCCGUUCCUUCAUGGACCCGACCAUCCGUUGAACAAGCUGGCUCCCGACCGCCUUUAUGUUACACUCCAUCGACACACGGAUCACAUACUAGUGGUGGAAAUGAAAGAAGUGGCAGCCGGCGGGACGGCUACUACCAGUUCAAGCAACAACAGCGGCAGCGCGUGCAGUGUCGCUCUGGCCUUCCAUUUAGCAGGCGCGCGUCGCUGUACGCCAGACGAGUGUGAAGAUGAGACAUCGUCUACGUCUAGUAAUGGAGCAUCUUCAACGACCGCUCGAGCGUUCCUCAAAUUGCACUCCCUCGUUGAACUGGAUACAUUUACUCUCACACACGGACCCUUCACACCGCUGGAUACACCUGGAAUGCAGCCGGGCAAGCGCAAAUUGUCGGCUGCAAACAAUCGCGCCGUGCGUGUUCGCCAGCCGGCGUACUUCCUGCCCGAACUAGCGCACGUAGUGGCCGCCGCCGACGAGCGUGUUCCUUUUGUAAACCUCGCACAGGAGCUAGCAGCACGCGGUGUCACUCACGGCGGGGUACAAGCGGAAUGGUCAGGGUCUGCGCUCGGUAUGAGGAUAGUGGCACUGCCGAGACCCGAGGGCGCCAGUGAGGCCGCGGCAGCUGCCCUGCGCGCACGUCUCCUUGCGGCCACCGUUCGUCUCACAACCAAGAACCAAGCGCGGGUGUGGACUGCCGAAAUCGUAUUCCACGGUUCCCCUGUUUCUACACCAAAUCCUAAAGAACAAGGUGAACGGCGUUGCGUCUACCUACAAUACGAACUUGGCACAGACGCUGGUAGAACAGCAGACGCGUUCUUAGCUGAUUGGGCGGCUAUUGUACAUUUGCACACCCUUUUAUAUGAUUACAUGCUCCGGCCCAGCCAAGAACGUGAAACGCUUUGGCAAGGCGUGUGUAUACGCUCGUACACGUAUCGUUCUCUGGUACUGGGAUGGGGCGCGGCUGCUAGGGCCACGGCAGUGCUGCAGUGGAACGCCAGCACUCAGCGGUACACCGUGGCCACUCCUGCGCACCAACCUGCGGCCAACGCCCACCAUCUCUUGCAUCACCAUUUGGACCACUAUAUUAACUGGCACAAGGAUCUGAUGUCACUGGGAGUGGUGUUGCGUGAGACGUACGCGCCCCUGUUGGCGCUCAGUCGGUUGCCCACGCUCCCACAACUGGGCCUGCACCACGUUCGCACGCUCAUGCCCACUCCUACGUUCACACUGCUAGCCCACUCGUGGAGAAAGAUUCGCAUAAUAUACGCAGGCGCUUAUUCAAUAGAAGUGGGAAUUCGUGGUGGCAGUAUGGUGACAAUACGCGACGGAUCAUAUUCAAAGUUCGACCGAAGCACUGUUGUUGAUGAAUUUGCUCCGGCGCAAGGGCUCAAAACGUUCCUGUCGAGAUAUGUUGAUGAUAAUAUCAGCGCGCGAUUGCUAGCAGAAGAUGACAAUCCACCAUCACCGAUGUCUCCAAUGCCUCCAGGAGGUCUUCGUUUCCCCGCGCCCCUCACUCCGUCGCAACCACACACGCCUCACUCCGCGCCAGUUACACCGCAUCCAGCCUCUCCAGCGCAUCAGAUGGGUGGCGGUUCGUUUAACCUAACGUCUCCGCCGGGCUCAGCGGGCGGGAGUGGGGCGGGGGGUGGUGGGGGUGGUGCAGGCGGUGGGGCGGGGGUGUCCGCUUCCCCCGCCUCGCCGAUGGCCCCUUCCCCUCUGGCGCCCGCAGCGUCUCCGCACCCUCCGCCCACCUCGCCCUUCACAGCGUGGCCCGCCUCACCGUCGUUGCCUCGCCCGUCGCCCGGACACCAUCCUUCGCCGCGUCAUCAUGUUGACUACAAGGGUCCACAAGCGAGUUCGUCGACGGCCGCUGGAGGUCGCGGCGGUGGGAUGGGGGGCCGCGGUUGGAUCGGCGCGGUGGGCACGCCGCUGGCCGUCGGCAAGCUAGAGGCGCUGUGCUCACCUUCGGAACCGCCGCCCGGAGCCCCGCCCGGCCCGCCGCUCGCACCACUACAGCGCUUCCUCGCCUGUGUCUAUAUGAAGCGAGCGCUGCAGCGCUUCCUACACCAAGAAGAGUUUUUGACGAUGGUUAGCGUGGACGCGACGUCGCUGACGUUCCGCUGCGAAGGCGCCGGGCUGGCGGCGCGCGUUACGCUACACCCACAACACAUGCAAUCGCUUCACUUGCAGCUGACCGCCCUCGCCGAUGUCAAGGACAACUGGUCCGCAGAUGACCUACAGGUGAUGGAGAAGUUCUUCGAGCAGCGCGUGGCUAUAUCGCCGUUCCGCGCGACAGCGCUGCAGGGCUGGGCGCGAGCGUGGGGCGCGCCGGGCGCAGCGCUGCCGUCGCUGGUGGCGCUCAUGCGCGCAGACCUGGCGCCCGUUGCGCCUGCGCUGUGGACCUUGCACUGGGUACUGCGCAUCCCGCCCGCCGGCUCGCAGAUCGUGCCCGCCGGGCAGCCCGCCGUGCUGCUCGCCAAGCACAAGAUACUCUUCUUCAUAUGCCUCACCAGAGGCGAGACGCAACUACUUCUUCCGCUUGUCUACGACGUCCAGUCCAAUGCGAUGCAAAUAGCGGAAAGACGUGAAGGUCAACAGCCCCACCUACUCGCCGUCAAUAUGCAUCUUAAAAGGUUUGCGGAAUUCAACCAGUCCCACGGCGAGUGUAUCCUGUGGCCAGCGGUUCGCGACCUGCUCAUAAACUUCUCUCUGCCGCCCGACGCUCCGCAGCCGGCGGCACCACCGCCGCCCUAGCGAGUGCCACGCCUGCCCCCGUUAUUAUAGGGGUCAAGCCACCCGCCCGCGGGCCACUGCGACUACUUUGACAUGCUGACCUUCGACUAUGGCAUACACGAUUAAUAUCUCUGCUCUCCUUACGACAACAAUAACGAGGUUAAAUUGUUGUUUUUACAAUUUAAAUAAUAGCAUGACUAAACUAUCCAUCAAUUGAUAAGGUAAUCAUAAACCACAGUUCUGAGUGCCUCGUGUGAAGUUUUCUACCCAUUUUUGUUGUAUAUGGGGGGAGGGGAUCAACUGAAAGCAAUAUUCCCGACUUAUAAGAAACCGGGUUAUUUGGUAUUUCAACCAAUCUGAACCACCUCGGUGGUCAUCAUCAGCACAUAUUGGGAGGCUCCGAGAUCUACUAAGAACCCACCGGUGCCUGCCUUGUGCGGCUCCUUUUUUUGACUCGUCCCGAGUAAAACGGUUCCCUAAUCGCUCAUUUAUCUCCAUUACCGCCGCCACCGUCAUCCCGGGACCACACGUAAGAGCCCCCAUUCUGACCAUCCGUGGCCCCGAGUUUCCCUAUAUUGUGUUCUAUAUGGCGUUCCUUCGAUACCAUCUAU